This is a messenger RNA of Anthostomella pinea, 1017 nucleotides long. The record is from the annotation of a GenBank genome assembly. NCBI's taxonomy places the organism in Eukaryota, Fungi, Ascomycota, Sordariomycetes, Xylariales, Xylariaceae.
AUGCUCUGCCAGACAGAUGUACCAUUUCUUGCUUCCGAAAUCGGCGGUGACUGGGGCGAUCGUCCAGAGAACAUUCUCAUGUCGACAGUGAACGGGCGUCUCAAACCGUCCGAGACUCCCUACUCAGACGACCUCCUCAGGCUUCUCGAGACUUUCGAAUGGCCGGGGUGUGAUGUUAGCGGUGAUAGCGUAACGGACAAGCACAUCAACGCGGCGGGCGAUGAAGUUGGCAAUUGGACCGGGACGCCCCCAGGCGGUGGUAUGUCGACACUAUGGAGGAAGGUUCGGCAGCACCGGGACCCCCGGGGCGGCAAGCCUGCUGGCUGGUACCGGCGGCUGGAUGUCUCGUGGAAAAAACCUGAGCGACUCAUGCCGUUUGAGUAUUUCCGCGAGUAUGCUCCAGUUCCACCUCGAGGCGAUCGGGAUCCUGAACGUGGCGACGCUCCAGGAGAUGCCGUCUAUCCACCGGGAGAUGAUGAGGGAGCCCCAGAAGAUGUAGAGGUAGAGAUAGAGGAGGAGGUAGAGGCGGAGGAAGGGGAAGAGGAAGAAGGAAAGGGAGAGGGAGAGGAAGAGGGAGGGGAAGAGGGAGAGGAAGAGGGAGAGGAGGGGGAGGAGGAAAUAGAAUCACCGUGCAAGGUCUGCGCGCGCAUAAGACCAGAGACGCCACCCCUACCGGACCUACCGGAAAAAGAAGUUAUCAUGAACCAGCUCAACCGCCUGCGAAUGUUUCAUGACAUACGGCCCGCGCUCGAAAUCGCAAGCCUCGAAUACGACGUCCCGACAAUGAUGGACGUGCACCGAUAUCCGCCUGCGGCCCCGGUCCCGCCGCCGCCCGGAGGUGGUGGGGAUGACGAUGACGAUGAUGGGAGUGAUGGUGUGGAUAGUGCUCCUGAUGAUCAGGAAGGGGCCGGAAGAGAAGGGCGACGACGACUAUCGGCCCUGAGGUCGGGACCGUUAAAUGGAAGUACAAUAUCCAUUUGUGCUAUAGUUUCCGCACAGGGGGCGGUACCGUCAUAG